Messenger RNA from Cucurbita moschata (crookneck pumpkin), 2190 nucleotides. Its product is annotated as transcription initiation factor TFIID subunit 14b-like. The record is from RefSeq and is a predicted model, not a curated record. Bases 202 to 1023 code for a protein of 273 amino acids. Gene Ontology annotation, biological process: regulation of DNA-templated transcription. NCBI's taxonomy places the organism in Eukaryota, Viridiplantae, Streptophyta, Magnoliopsida, Cucurbitales, Cucurbitaceae. The transcript is spliced from 6 exons.
AAUAUCGAAAGAAGCUUUUGGGUAGAAUCUUCUUAAACCCUAAUCCCCAAUCAACUCGAAUUCGCGCGUUUGAGUUCCCACGAAAUUAUGAAAUUGAAUUGAAAGAAACUGUAAUCUGUGUACCGCGAUCAAGUUCUCACAGUCUGAAGGUCAAGGUUGUGUAUCGUGGAUAAUUUGUCAGAGGCUAAGAGGGCGAGCUCAAUGUCCGGUAGAAAACAAGGUGAAACGCCGGCCGACGAAGGUGGAUCUGGUACGAAGCCACCGCGCAUCAAAAUCUCAAAAUCCUCCGACGCAGGCGAUGCCAAGAAUGUUAGCAAGAGGCUUAAAGACAUGGAAAUUUGUGUCCCAAUAGUCUGUGGAACCAUCGCAUUUUAUCUGGGCAGGAAGGCCAGCGAGUCACAGUCACAUAAAUGGACAGUCUAUGUGCGUGGAGCUACUAAUGAGGAUCUCGGGGUGGUGAUAAAGAAAGUUGUGUUUCAGUUACAUCCCAGCUUUAAUAACCCAACAAGAGUGGUUGAAUCGCCACCUUUUGAGUUAUCAGAAUGUGGUUGGGGAGAGUUUGAGAUUGCCGUCACACUUUUCUUCCACAGCGACGUUUGUGAUAAACAAUUAGACCUAUUUCACCAUUUGAAGUUGUACCCUGAAGACGAAUCUGGUCCACAAACAACAAAGAAACCUGUUGUGGUGGAAUCUUACAACGAAAUUGUGUUUCCCGAUCCAUCUGAAAAUUUUUUCGCUCGUGUUCAGAAUUAUCCAGCUGUUGUUGUGCCUCGCCUUCCUGCUGGUUUCAAUCUACCUAAUCCUGCACCAAUUGAGAAUAUGGCAGAAAGGGAGAGAGGCGACACCAAGGAUCAUCCCCUUAGUCAAUGGUUCCUGAAUUUUUCAGAGGCAGACGAGCUGUUAAAACUUGCAGCUGCUCGCCAACAAGUGCAAGCUCAUAUUGUCAAGUUGAGAAGACAACUCAGUGUGAUGGAUGGACUGCCUCAGUUUUCAAAACCAACCGCUGGUUAUGAAUUUACGUAAUAAGCUGGAGGCUGAUGGAGUUUAUCCAUGUAGUUAGGCUUACCUGCCAGUCUCAUGGUUCAGGUCCAUGUAAACAAUGAUGUAUCAAGUUUUUCUUUAAUAUCCAUGCAAUUAAGGUGAUAUUUUUAUACUUAAAGUAGGAUCUGUCACUCUUAGUAAUAUUGUUAUCUAACUUAUGCUCCUGCGAUACUUUGUAAUCAUCCAUUUUUUUAUUUAAUCCCCUCACAUCUGCAUUGAUGAAAAUGAAUAUGCAGGGGAAGGAAGAACUAGUGAUCCGUUGCAAAAUCCAACGGGCCAAGAAUUAGUGGCUAAAAAUAUUCAACCUCAAACCUUGCAUAAUUUCAGACUCCAAAAGAAUUCUCCAAUCCUAAAAAAUUCUGCUGUUUCUCUGUUGAAAUCUUCCAAACAGUAGUUAGAUCUGAAUGCAACUUUAGCUUUGAAUUAAGACCUGGAGCCUAAUUCAUUAGAAGUAGCUUAGAGCUUUUCUCAAACUUUCCAGGAAAAUUCAAUGACCAAAUAUGUGGUCAACCUCCUCUUCUCCAUCUUCUCCUAGAACAUCAUUUGGGGUGAUGUGAAUUUUGGGCUACGUUUCUCGAACUCUAUCAUCUUGUGGUUAUGAUCCUCUCAAAGGCUAGGGACCAAGGCUAAGAAUACAAUUUUAGCAUUUUUGCUUUCUCUCCAAAACACAGGUUCAUAAAUUGUUGAGUAGGUUGAUAAAUUGUUGAAGGCACCACAGAUCCAUCUUCCACUCGCAAAUCCAAUCUUCCUUGUCUCGGCCCCAAGUCCUCAAGAUGCUUCAGAAGAGCUCCAGAAGACUGUAAUGUAUGAUCGAUCAUUGUGAACCGAAAUAAUAUAGUUGCUUGAAUCCUCAAUGUAUGUUAUGGUGUUCUUGGUUUAUCAAUAUAAAUUUCAAAAUCAUGCAUAGUGUUAUUGGUAUUGCUAUUUUUUUUGUAGGUGCACAAGCUUGGAAUGGAAGCCAGAAAAUUUUCAUUAAUAGUUCUUUCCUUUUUAUAUAUUCUCCUUAUAGCACAAGGAGAAUAUAUAAAAUUAUGAUGUUGCACUAUUUAAGAUUUUCUUUACACCGAAGACUGGAGUAGUUGCCUUGGGUUUUAUGCUUAACAAUCUUGUUUUUGAUCUGAUAAACAUGGUCGUGAACUAUUUAUCAAA